GUUUUGAGGAUAAACGCACUGUAAAAGACGUCUGUGGUUUCAAGUUCAGCCUUUCCAGCUGUUGUGUCGAAAGACUGAACUCUUUAUGCUCCAGAUGGGAGAGGGGCGGACACAUUCCCAAAACCCCACAACGGGAGAAGGGUGUUCCUGCGUAACCGGAGGAACAUACUAUUGGGGGGCACAACGGAGCCUUUUUAAGGGAUUUUGGCCGCGAUACAAUAGCGAUUGUUUUGAACGCGUACACUGAAGACCAGCAGAAGAAAAUGACCAGCGAACGCGAGGAGCCAGAGGUUUCUGGGGAUGUUUCGUCUGUCGCUGCAUCUGCAGCCCAGAGCGCGAGCGGCUCGGCCGAGGCGGGGACCUUACUGGAAGUUACUUUCCAGAAGAACCCCCGUCAAAAAUACAAGUACCUCGAGGCGGAACCCAAGAUUUUAGGGGUGACAGAGAUCGCGCUGACUGUCUUCUUCGUUGUUUGCAGAAUACCGUUUUAUAUAAGCCUACGACUACAUGAAUUAAUUUUAAAUAGCUUCAUCCUGGCGUUUUCAUGUGUUGGCAUUAUUUCUGGCAGUGUGGCCAUAGCAGCACAGAAACUUCACUUGCCAACACUCAAGGCUUGUUUGGGAAUGCAGGUGGUCACAUGUGUGGCAUAUGUCUUCUGUCUUCUGGGAACAAUUGUUGAGCCAUAUUCACGCAUCGUUGACUGCUGGUAUCAGUAUAAUAACAGUGACACAUGUAUACAAUUAGAGAAGGCAUUUAAUCUACUGUAUGCAUUAGAUCAGCUCACGGUGGUGACUCAGAUUGUCCUCUCUGUCACAAUAGCCGCAUACUGCUGCAAGGUGAUUCCUUGCUGCGUUCCCAGAUCUGAUGUGCCAGUCAUCGUUAUGACGCUACCCACGGAUGCGCAAUGAAAGUGAGAGGGUGUGCAUCUAAAAAGACUAAUAAUACUAAUAAAACUCAAUCUUGGAACACAUUAUUAGAUACUAAUACAUUAUACCAUAGUCAAACAUAUCACUAAUAUAUCUCUAUACAAAUAUUUUGAGAGCAUUAAAACAUCUUGUCUUUUAACAGUUUUUUUUAAAUGGUCUUUUAACAUAAUGUGCAGACUGAAGGCCUAUUUCUAAAUGAACAUAAAUGUGUAUAAUUGCCAGUAUGAAUUAAUAUCUUAAUCAGCUUUACAAUACAACAUAUAAAACUUGUAAAAAUAGCCUUUUACAGAACAUAUACUGUAUGUUCCAAUUCAUAUACUGAAUCCAUUGGUGUAUAGACACUGUCAAUACUCAAAUUCAAAGUUAUUAAAAUUGAAUAAACAAAUGUAAUAAACAAAAA
This is a messenger RNA of Onychostoma macrolepis, 1326 nucleotides long. RefSeq lists its product as uncharacterized. NCBI's taxonomy places the organism in Eukaryota, Metazoa, Chordata, Actinopteri, Cypriniformes, Cyprinidae. The record is from RefSeq and is a predicted model, not a curated record. Bases 264 to 908 code for a protein of 214 amino acids. The transcript is spliced from 7 exons.